Messenger RNA from Pocillopora meandrina, 327 nucleotides. The record is from the annotation of a GenBank genome assembly. Lineage: Eukaryota; Metazoa; Cnidaria; Anthozoa; Scleractinia; Pocilloporidae.
AUGAAGAAUGUCAUGAUGGAAAAAUACAUGGAACAGAAUCCACCAGUACAAGAUCAGUCAUUCAAAAGUGACAGGGAACCUGAAGAGGAAGCUGAAGAUGCAGCUCUUUGGAUUGAUGAAGAAGAUAGCAGGGAAAACCGGGAAAAUCAUCUGAUCCCAAAACCACAACAGCUGAGUUUGAGUAAAACAAUGCAAAUUGAUACAGGUGAACCCCUGGCUAAGAAGCCAAAGCUAUAUGAGGAAUUUUUAGCAUCAAGAAAAACAGCAAAGGCUCUUUCAGAGCUUCUUGGCACAACCAAAGAUGUUAUGUUAUAUGAAAAACUUUAA